Messenger RNA from Malania oleifera, 1824 nucleotides. Its product is annotated as IQ domain-containing protein IQM3-like. The transcript has 9 exons. Lineage: Eukaryota; Viridiplantae; Streptophyta; Magnoliopsida; Santalales; Ximeniaceae. The record is from RefSeq and is a predicted model, not a curated record. Bases 102 to 1586 code for a protein of 494 amino acids.
GCGCUUUGUCCUAAAAAUUUUUCAAAGCUUUGAUCACAAAACAGAAGCCAUUGAGAGAGAUAAGACAGAACCUUGACUGUGACUUUGAAGUUUGAACGGAGAUGGAGACGCCCGACUCUAAUGUGCUUAUGGAUUCCCCGGGCCUCCCUUCUCCGGUUCGCCGGAGCUCCGAAAUGCCUCAAUCUCCAGCUCUAUAUUCCCUGGUAACCAGGGCGCCGGGCUCUCCGCCGGCGAUUGACCGUCGCGAGACUUUCGACGGUCUGCUUUCCAAGGUUCCUCCGGCCGACGCCGUGAAGCUGCAGAAGGUUUUUAAGAGUUACCGCACCCGGCGCAGGUUAGCCGAUUCCGUCGUGGUGGCAGAGGAGUAUUGGCGGGAAGCGAUUGACUUCGCUAGACUCAGUCACAGCACGAUUUCGUUCUUCCAUUACCACAAACAGGAGACUCCGGCUUCGCGCUUGAGGCGGGUACGCUUGAAUGCUUCAAAGGUCGGGAAGGGAUUGUCCAAAGACGAAAAAGCGAAAACAUUGGCUUUUGAGCACUAUAUUGAAGCUAUUGAUUCCCGCCACCGUUAUGGGCAUAACUUGCGUUUAUACUAUGAGGUGUGGCGUAAUGGAGAUGCAGGCCAGCCAUUCUUCUUUUGGCUAAAUGCUGGAGAUGGGUUUAAGGUUGAUCUCAAAGAAUGUCCAAGAUCAAAGCUACAGCAGCAAUGCAUCAAGUAUCUUGGACCUCAAGAGAGGAAACACUAUGAAUAUGUUGUUGUCGAAAGGAAAAUUAUCCACAAAAAAAGUGGACAUCUUUUAGACACAAAAAUAGGUUCAGAGAAGGUCGACUGGAUAUUUGUUGUGGACACCUCCAAGAAACUGUAUGCUGGUGAGAAAGAGAAAGGAAGGUUUCAUCAUUCCAGCUUCCUUGCAGGGGGAGCUACUUUAGCUGCUGGUAAGCUUGAAGCGGAUCAGGGAACACUUAAGUCAAUAUCCCCACACAGUGGACAUUACCGCCCGGGCGACGACAGUCUUGCCACUUUUGUAUCACUCCUCGAGGAAAAUGGAGUCAACAUGGCUGAAGUUCAGAUACUCAAGGCAAAUGAAGAGUGGGACGAUGAUAACUGCUUCGAUGGAGAAAUGAACGCAAGUGAAAUCCCACCAGAAUCAGAAUACCAAAGCACCAAACAAGAAGAAACCAAAGAAGAAGAAACAGACCCAUUCUCAAAAUGGAUAAAAGCUAACGAAACCGAAACCAAAAUCACAUACGAAAGGACUUUGUCCGGGGGGCUUCGGAGGCCGGCCAGGAUUGAUAUGGUGCCCAAGGAUGCAAUGCUUCGGAGGAUCAGUUCGAAGAAGGCGGCAAGUUCAUACCAACUUGGACACCAACUCUCGCUGAAAUGGUCCACUGGGGCAGGCCCAAGAAUUGGGUGCGUCGCCGAUUACCCUAAAGAAUUGAGGUUGCAGGCACUGGAAUUUGUGAACCUCUCCCCAAGAUCUCAACCCUCACCGCCGUCGCCGUCACCACCACCUCCACCACCAUCAGGGGCUCUAGGUGGUCCGGAACCGACAGUCUUGCAUUACUGCUCCCGCGGUGGUGCCUAAUUGGCAAUUGCCAUGCUGUUGCUGCUGGAAGCCGGUGCCUGACCUCCCAUGCCUCCCUCACUCUCCCUGCAUGGAAUUUCUAAUCAUGUGGAAGAGCUAAAUUAGGUGAAUAAUGUAAGUUCUCAUGUCUGUUUUGGAUCUUGGGAAUGCAAAAAUGGCUAAUUAAGGUUUUAUCUCUCACGGCAUUUUUGUAUAUUGAAACAGAAUGAAAUGGAAUAAAACAAAAUCAAAUUUAUUA